Molecule: messenger RNA, 750 nt
Organism: Cladophialophora yegresii CBS 114405
Lineage: Eukaryota; Fungi; Ascomycota; Eurotiomycetes; Chaetothyriales; Herpotrichiellaceae
Exons: 2
Coding region: 1-750 (249 amino acids)
Source: RefSeq, a predicted model, not a curated record
AUGGCCGAACCACUCUGCGCAAGCUGCCAGGAGCCGCUGCUCAUCGAGGUCGAGCCAGAUAGCGACAGCGAGGAAACAAAGGCACCAGCACAGACUGAGAGCGUCCCAGAUGAUGUCGAAUUGACUUGCGGCUGUCAUUAUCAUUGGGAAUGCUUUCUAGAGUCGUACACCAUCACACAAUGCCCGAAUUGCGACAAAGACAUCUCCGUUCUUUCUCCGAGUGGAUCGCAACAGGUCCUGGUCACCCUCCGGAGCGAAGGCGGCCUCCAAGAAAAAUAUGACAUACUCCCGGCUGCCACCGAGGAAGCGUAUAUGCGGGCCUAUCCUGAAGAACGCAAAGGACAUGCAUACCUGGAGUUCUGUCGGGAGGGUGAUAUCGAUGCUAUAAUUCACAUGAUCAAAGACUCGAAAGAUGACGACGGCGAGGAAUACGAAGAGAUCGAUGAUAUCUUGAGAUAUCGUGGUACUUUCGAAGGAAUCGAUGGUUCAGGGCUGCACGUCGCCAUCCGAUACGAUCAAGAAGAGGUAGCCUGGUUACUCCUGGCGCUCGGCUCGCAAUUGGAAUGGGAGAAGUUUCCUUCUAUCGUUCUCCAAGCGAUGCAAGGUCUUGGCCUGCAGCAGGAAGACAGGAACGAUGAGCCAGACAUUAGGACCCUGGUGGACAGUGAAGGCCGCACGCCGGCAGACCUGGCAAAGCAACUUGGAGGUGUAUGGGAAGAAUGGCUUUCAAAGGGCCGAUUGAUUGCAUGA